Pelobates fuscus (common spadefoot toad) is the source of this 1860-nucleotide messenger RNA. RefSeq names its product cyclin A2 (gene CCNA2). The transcript is spliced from 8 exons. Gene Ontology annotation, cellular component: cytoplasm; cyclin A2-CDK2 complex; nucleus. The coding region runs from base 285 to 1550 and encodes 421 amino acids. The record is from RefSeq and is a predicted model, not a curated record. Gene Ontology annotation, biological process: mitotic cell cycle phase transition; regulation of cyclin-dependent protein serine/threonine kinase activity. Lineage: Eukaryota; Metazoa; Chordata; Amphibia; Anura; Pelobatidae. Gene Ontology annotation, molecular function: cyclin-dependent protein serine/threonine kinase regulator activity.
GGCUGAUUUCAAUAGACGCGGGCUACUUGAACUGAGAAAGCAGUGCCUGGUGUAGCGCCAAGUUAUCGCAAGCGGGUAGUGGUGAUAGUAGAUCGGUCGGGCCUUGUGCACAGUGAGCGGAUCUGCAGGGAGGCCAGGCGGCACCGGGCUCACGGCCACACCGGAGAGGCUCUAUUAGCAGGCAGGGCCGGGGCCGCGCACACCGCAGCCUCUCACCCACCCCGGGCCGAGCCCUCCCCGAGCACCCGGUCACCGAGCGCCCUCUCCGGGGCUCACAUCGCGAUAUGGCCGAGCAUCUGCUGAGGCGGGAGAACCAGGAGAAUGUGCAGCCCGGGAAGCACGGCGUGGCCCAGUCCGCGGCCCCCAGAGGGCGGACCGUGCUCGGAGUGCUGCACGGAAACCAGCGAGGCCGGGUGCUGCCCAAAGUCACCAAGGGCAUGGGAGCACAGCCAGCACAGUUUCUUUCAGUACACAAUCCUCUGGGCAUAAACGAUGAAAACUAUGGCAAGAUCCCAGCUGCAAAAGCAGCUAGCAAACAGCCAACAUUCACUAUACACGUUGAUGAGCCAGACUGUGCCAAUCAGAAGAAACAGCCAGCUGCUAAAAAGCCAGUAUUGGAUGAAAAUCUGCGGAAACUAAACUCUGUAGUAAUAUCUCUUGGAACUAGACAACCCCUUGCGCCAAUCCAGCUUCCCAUGGAUUCCAGCUUUGAUUCUCCUAUGGAUAUGUCGGUUGUCGUUGAAGAGGAAAAAACUGAGAGUUGUAAUCCAGUUCCUGACUACAGAACUGAAAUUCAUACGUAUAUCCGAGAAAUGGAGAUAAAAUGUAAACCCAAAUCUGGCUACCUGAAUAAACAACCUGACAUUACUAGCAACAUGCGGGCCAUCCUUGUUGACUGGCUGGUGGAAGUUGGAGAAGAGUAUAAGUUGCAAAAUGAAACUUUGUAUCUGGCUGUAAACUACAUUGAUAGGUUUCUUUCGUCAAUGUCUGUACUCAGAGGGAAACUUCAACUGGUUGGCACUGCUGCUAUGCUUUUAGCUUCAAAAUUUGAAGAGAUCUAUCCUCCUGAAGUUGCAGAGUUCGUAUACAUUACAGAUGAUACAUACACUAAGAAACAAGUUCUAAAAAUGGAGCACUUGGUGCUGAAAGUGCUUUCCUUUGACCUUGCUGCUCCAACAAUUCUACAGUACCUCAACCAAUAUUUCCAAGCGCAUCCUGUAUCUCGCAAAACUGAAUGCUUGUGUAUGUACCUGGGAGAGCUCAGCUUGACAGAUGCAGAUCCUUUUCUCAGAUACUUGCCAUCAGUUACUGCUGCAGCAGCCUAUGUAAUUGCUAACUACACACUCAAUGAUGAAACUUGGUCUGAGUCGCUGGUCCAGCUAACAAACUAUUCCUUGGAGAGCCUCAAACCCUGUAUCAUGGAUCUCUACCAGGCCUACGUUUCUGCUGCAAACCACCAGCAGCAGGCUGUUCGUGAGAAAUACAAGCAUCAAAAGUGGUAUGGUGUAUCACUAACUGACCCUCCAGAGACACUGUCUAUAUUCUCAUAACUUCGCGGAAAGGACUGUUUUUAAUGUAUAGUAAUAAAAGUAAACCAUGUACAGUUAUUGCAAUAAUGAGAACUUUGUUUUUGUAACUCAAUCACUUUUUGGUAAAUUAUCCAAAUAACAGAAUUAUGAAACAAAGUUUAUUUUUAGUACUUUUAUAAUUUUUACGUUUUUGUAAAUUGUCUGUUUUAGAUAUGUGCUUUAAAUAUGUUUUUAUAAAAGCUGUUUGCAGACUGACUGGGCAGUUAGCAUUGUUUAUCUGGCUCUAUAUUUUACAAUAAAUAUUAACAGCAAAACAGAUGUGGAAUUUUAC